Molecule: messenger RNA, 1893 nt
Organism: Entrophospora sp. SA101
Lineage: Eukaryota; Fungi; Glomeromycota; Glomeromycetes; Entrophosporales; Entrophosporaceae
Source: the annotation of a GenBank genome assembly
AUGAAACGUCCUUUACCAUUUCCAUAUUUAUCCAAGGCUAUAACGCCACCAGCUCCAUUAACUUUCCUAAGAUUCUCAACUACAUUAAAUGCUGCCUCUUCGACACUUUCUUUCAAAUAUUUCAUUCGUGACGAAACAUCUUUUCCACUUACACCACAAGUUUCAUUAUCUGCCCAUCUAAAAUCAAAUCAAUGCAAAAAAGAAAAAGAAAUGAAUCAUGGGCCGACAUUAGUAAUUCAUGGAGGAGCAGGAGCCUUAUUACGUGAAAAUCUUUCAAUUGAAGAAAGACAAAAAUACCUUAUUGCACUGGAAGAAUCAUUAAAGGCUGGAAAUGAAUUGUUAAAGAAUGGCGGUAAAGCGAUUGAUGUUGUUGAGGCAGCUGUUCGAGUAAUGGAAGAUUGUCCACUUUUUAAUGCUGGUAAAGGUGCAGUUUUUACUAUUGGAGGAAAAAAUGAAUUAGAAUCUUCGAUAAUGGUAGGAACAAUGGAUCAUCCGGCUGGAGCAAGCACACUGCUUCACACUGUAAAAAACCCAAUUACAUUAGCAAAAACACUUUUACUUGAUGCUGAUAACCCACAUGUAUUUCUUGGUGGUGUUGAAGCAGAGAACUAUGCAAAAGUUAAUGGAUUGGAAUUGGUGGAUCCUAAAUAUUUCUGGACCGAGAAACGUUGGAAACAACAUUUAGAAGGUUUAGAAAAGAAAAAGAAAGGUGGAAAGGAUGAUGAUUGGUAUAGUCUAGCACCAGGGUUUGAUUCAAGUCCUAUGGGAACUGUUGGAGCCGUUGCUGUUGAUAAGUAUGGAACAAUUGCUACUGCUACUUCUACAGACCCUAAACCUCCUAAAAAAAACAAAAAAACAACUAAAAUGGAAUAUAGGUAUUUAGGGCACAGCGGGCUUAAAGUAUCGGUUCUUUCUCUUGGUGGGUGGGUAACUUUUGGUGGCCAAGUUUCUCCUGAAAUUACAAGAGAAUGUAUGCAAGUAGCGUUUGAUAAUGGAAUAAAUUAUUUUGAUACAGCCGAGGUAUAUGCCGGUGGGAAAUCUGAAUUAGAUAUGGGUAAUGCAAUCAAAAUGUUGAAUUGGAAACGUUCAGAUUUUGUAAUAUCAACAAAAAUAUUUUGGGGUGGAAAAGGCCCUAAUGAUAGAGGGUUAUCUAGGAAACAUAUUGUCGAAGGGUUGAAUGCUUCUUUAAAAAGAUUAAGUUUAUGUUAUGUAGAUAUAGUAUUUGCACAUCGACCAGAUCCUGAUACUCCAAUGGAAGAAAUAGUUAGAGCAUUUAAUUUUGUGAUUGAUCAGGGUAAAGCAUUUUAUUGGGGAACAUCUGAAUGGCCUGCAUAUCAGAUCGUUGAAGCACAUGGUAUAGCAAAUAGAUUGGGUCUCAUACCUCCAUUGGUCGAACAAGUACAAUAUAAUAUGUUUCAUCGAGAAAGAGUUGAAACCGAAUAUAUUCAUUUGUUUAAAGAAUAUAAAAUGGGAGCAGCCACAUGGUCACCACUUGCAAGCGGUAUUCUAACUGGUAAACAUAAUAGUCAAAUAGCCGAAGGUUCGAGAUUAAAUCUAAAGGAGAAUGCUGUGAUGCAACGUUUAAAGGAAGGAUUGUUGAGUGAUGAAGGGAAAAAAAUUUUUUUUGUCAUUAAAGUUCAUUUUUCAAAAGCACCUACAUACCCGUUAUCAAAUCCAAAGGAAGGAGAUCUUAAACCAACAGCUGGUAGAAGUGUACCUGUAACAAAUAAUAAUGUACUACAAUCUUAUAGGCGUGUAAACACCAUACUUUUUCUUAAUAAAACAAGACUUGAGGUAAGAAGAAACAGGUAUUAUGAAAAACCAACUGUAAAACGUAGACGAGUAACAAGAGAAAUUUCUGAACAACGGUUCAAAGAAGCUCCUAAAGAAUAG